AUGCCGAAAUCAUGGUCAUUAGGUCGAUCAUCCUCCCAAAAAUUACAACCUGGAAAAGAAGAAGAACAACAACAUGUGAAAAGGCCUGGCUUCAAAAUCUCUCGUCCUAGACCUUCUUCGAUGGUAAGUGUAGAGUUUCCAUCUUCACCUACGAUCUCGCAUGAUGGAGAAUGGGAGAAGAAUGAGCAUUCCCGUCAAAUGAAUGGAAGUGGUCCAAAUUCCCUCUAUGAGCAUGAGCAACAUUCAGGAUCAGCUUUAAAUCUCUUGAGUGUUACACAGCAAAGAGAUCAAGCACUUCGAGAACGAAAAGAUUCGGCAGCCUCUUCCACUUCAUUGGAAUCAGGUACAAACGGAGAUUCAGCUUCAUCAAAGCACACCAAUCCACCAACACCAUCUCGAAGACAUAUCUCAACCGCUACACUUCCAAGUCUUAUGAAAUCACCUUCGAGAUCGUCAGCUCUUUCAUCUACUUCAACAGACACAACCUACAUUUCAGCAUCACCCCGACCAGCUGGAAAAGCGAAGAAGCAAGAAGGCAGCUCGAUCAAGUCGCAAGAUUUUGCAAAUGGACAAAAGAGUGAAAUUAGCCGAAGCACAAAGAGAACAUUGAAAGAUGUGACAAAUCAAAGCAGUGCUAAUCACCCGGAGGAGGUCAAACAGACCAGCAGAAAGGACCAACAAACGAAGUCAAAAAGCAAGACUGCACACCCUUCAACUACUGCGAUGGAUUCGCUCUACCAGCUAAGAGGAAACCAGACAAAAAACGGAGGCCGAAGCAGUAUCGAUAAAAGUCUAGGCAGCACUCAGCAUGCCUCCUUAGUGGUCACUUCGCCUACAUUGAGCCAAGGUGAAAAUGAAGUGCAACCGAUCUCAAGGCCAGACAAACAUGAAUAUCCGUACGUUGUACGCUCAAGAAAAAGCUCUAGAACAGGCAAGAAGAGCCUGAUAGACACCUACCCGUCUCGAUAUCGAUCCCGCUCAAAAGAUGCAUCUGCAAAACAAUCAACAGCAUUGGCUCGGUAUGAGCUAAUGUAUAAUUCCGGCAGCUACCUGCAUCUUUCACUCUCACAAAAACAAGCAUUGGAAUCAUCACGUCAAUACCAAUAUGGCCUUCUAGGUGUUCCCAUUCCAACCCACUUCGCAACUGAUCGUUUGACGGCAUGGGCUGUUGAACGAGCGUCACGAAUCGCUUCUUCAUUUAUUUAUCUCUUUGGAUCUUGA
This is a messenger RNA of Meira miltonrushii, 1221 nucleotides long. RefSeq lists its product as uncharacterized. The transcript has a single exon. Bases 1 to 1221 code for a protein of 406 amino acids. The record is from RefSeq and is a predicted model, not a curated record. Lineage: Eukaryota; Fungi; Basidiomycota; Exobasidiomycetes; Exobasidiales; Brachybasidiaceae.